UAAUUACAUAUUGUUUCGUGAUUAAUCACUAUGCUUUAAUUAUGUUCAGUUUGUAACAAUGAAAUUGGGGGUCACCACAACAUGAGGAACUGUAUUAAAGGGUCAUGGCAUUAGGAAGGUUGAGGGCCACUGGGCUAUAGGAAGGUUUUAGAUACAUGCCAGGAAAGAGCAGAGAUCAAUGGAGGGUGCUCCUGAGAAAGGGUGACACCUCCCUUGGGAGAAGAUGAAAAAUGCUGAAGUUCUGACCCUUUGACCACCUGAGUCUUAAAGUAGUUUCACACUCCUCCUGCCUCCUGACACUCAGGGAUGGGGAUGGUCAGGACAUUAAUUCAGUGAAUGGACCACAACAGCUCCUGAAAAGUGGCAAGAGCCACUAUGGAAAAUUAUGUGGUCAGGGAGCCUUAAGUUGUCUCCUGGUAGUCAGAUGACUUUUCAAUUUAAGGAUGGACUCUGCUAAUGGGUCCAUAUGGCCUAUGACCUAGUAUUUCUCAGGUUCUGGAAUGAGCCCUUUUCUCUUUUCCUAUAUUGCAAAGUGAGGAUCAGGUUUAUUUAGACCUCUGCCUUACCCCUUACUGCUUUACUCAUCGCCUCAGUCAACAAAUACUAAGAACCUACCUUCUGCCCUCUAGAUGUUGUGCUGGAAUCCAUAACAUAGAAUUUUCUCCAGGGAUAGGCAUAAUCAAGAUGGAUUGAGGUACAACAGAGUAAUGAGCACUGCAAAAGGAAGAAUCAGGUCCACCAGGACCAAAGGAAAACAGGAAGGACUUCCAUUAAGUGGUCAGAGAAGGCUUCACAGAGGAGUCAUUGCUGAACUGACUUUUAGAAGAGGUGUAAAAGGUUGGCAGAUGAGAUGAGGUCAAGAGUUCCAGGCAAAGGACAUGGAGGAAAAAACAAAAAGGACCCAGCCGCCGCCUCCAUCUCAGACGGAGACUGUGAUGCCCGGGAGGGUGAGUCAGUAGCCAUGAAUUACAAACCAUCCCCGCUCCAAGUAAAGCUGGAGAAGCAACGGGAGCUGGCCCGGAAGGGCUCCCUGAAGAAUGGAAGUAUGGGUAGCCCUGUAAUCCAACAACCCAAGAAGAACACUGUCAUGGCCCGGACAAGGCUGGUCGUUCCCAAUAAAGGCUACUCCUCGCUUGACCAGAGCCCAGACGAGAAGCCACUGGUAGCCCUUGACACUGACAGCGAUGAUGACUUUGACAUGUCCAGAUACUCCUCUUCUGGCUACUCCUCUGCUGAGCAGAUCAACCAAGAUUUGAACAUCCAGCUGCUGAAGGAUGGCUACCGGUUAGAUGAGAUCCCCGACGACGAGGACCUGGACCUCAUUCCCCCCAAGUCCGUGAACCCCACUUGCAUGUGCUGCCAGGCCACGUCCUCCACUGCCUGCCACAUUCAGUAGUGGGUAGGGCUGCCGCAGCCAAUGGAGCCGGGCCACUGGGGGCCAGGUUAGACAGGGCAGGGGCAGACCCCUCCCCAGCUCUUCUGCCAGCCCCCCGGCCCCGCGUCCCCUACAGCCGCCAACCUCGUAAAAGUCAUUGCUUCCUCCUAUGGUAGGACGUGUACCUCUGUGUGUUCAUGGAGCCGGAGAAACCAAAACCGGGUCUCUCUCUACCCCAGAAACUGAGGAGGGGAAGGGGCUGUUUGUCCAGUUACUUGGGGGACUUUGCCCAGCACCUUUUUGCUCUCCCCAAAGCUACAGUCCAGUGGGAGAGUGGGGGACUGGACAGCAGGGAGGACAACAGUAAUGAGUGGGAGGGAUCACAAAGCCAGGGGCUUGGCCCCACCCCAUGAAGCCAUGAACCCCCAGCCCAGUAAGGAAAGGGACUCUGAGGUAGAAAGGCCCAGUGGAGUGGGGGCAAGGUCUAGCACCUUGGAGCCCCUCCAGCAGUCCCUGUUGGCCAUGUACCUAUUUGCAUUUCUCCCCUCAUCUCCAGAUGGGAAGCCUGGCAAAGUUGCCCAGUGGAAUAUUGUCCCCCACCUAUCGGAUCACUGCCUACUUCCUCCUCUUUGCCCCAUUCACCCCUCCCUUCCUUCCUUCCUUCCUUCCUUCCUUCCUUCCUUCCUUCCUUCCUUCUUUCCUUAUUCUCUGAGUUGAGGGUAAGAGGCCUUAGAGACAGGCCAGAGUUUGGGAUGGUUGGGAUGGUAUGAUCUGUCCUCGCCUGCCCCUAACCAAUGUAUCUCUCUGCCAACCCCCUCUCCACCCCCCCCCACAUACACACACACACACACACACACACACACACACACACACAUACACACGCACUCACACACACAAACGCUUCUGUUCAUUGGUCUCUGUCCCAGGUUAGAAGCAGGAGGUAACACUAGCCUCGAAUGCCCCAUUCCCAUCUCACUCCAGCCCAAUAUUUCAAAUCCUUCUUCCCAGUAAGAACCUUCAAGGGAGCAAGCUUAGGAGAAUGCUAUGGCUGCCUGUGUAUGGCAGGGAGCGCUUGAUAGGAUGCGUGUGUGCCUGCGGCUGUCAGGGUGUGCGUCUGUCUCUGUGUGGGCCUGUCUUUUUAGAUGUCUGCUUCUGUCCUAGAUAGUGAGGAAGUGACUGUGUGGUCUGUUAACAGUGUGAGAGGCUGUUCAGCAGUGCAGUGGACUGAGAGCCCUGGACUGGGACUCAGAGCCUGGUUCUAGCCCCAGCUCUGGCUCUGUCCCGGUGGUCUUCAACAAGCCGCUGCAUUCCCUGGGCUUCAACUGUCAAAUGAGCAGCGUCUGAACGUUCUGAAGAAAUUUUGUCAGAGGAAUUUCUGUGGAGGGGUAUGGGGAGGUCUGUGUGUCUUUGAGUACACCUAGGAGGCUUCCUGAGUUGUAUGUCUGUGUGAAAAGGAGAAGGGGGCGUUCCUAUGGGACCUGUGUAUGUUUGAGUGCAUGCAGAUCUAUUUGGGAAUACAUGUGUAUGUGUCUAUGAAUGUGUAUGUGUGUGAGUAUAUAUUGUGUAUGUGGGUAUAUGUGGUGUCUGUGAGUCAGAAUGUGUGUACUGCUGUCUUUGCUGCAGUUGCUGGGGUGGGGAAGAUGCCAGAGAAGCUGAUGAUGAAAGUCAAGGUCCUCCCCUGGGACUGGGCAAUAUAGACCUGCCCCAUGUAAAGAAAAAUGAAAGCACAGUUAGCCUAAGACUGCUCUUGUCUAUGCCCCACAAACCCCAUAUCCCAGGGCCAGGGUGUAUACCCUCCAUUCUUCCAUGCUGCCACCUCACAGCCCAUUCCCUGGGAGGUGGAGCUGGAAGCGGGAGAGGGUAAUGAGAGAAUAAGGCUGCUACUUAGGAAGGGUAGCAGCUCUCCCUGUACUACACCCAGGGGUCGCCAGCUCCAAAGUACUAAGAUGAAGCUCUCCAACCCCUAACCCAGCCCUACCUCCUCUGGUACAGGAACCCUGGUUAGAUGAUGAGAAAAUGCCAAAGGGAUACAAGGACAGAGACGGUAUCUGCAGGGCCCACAAGGCCCAUACCAGCCCCCAACUGUGCCCAUCUCUCCCACCAAGGUCAGAUCCCUACACCCUGCCAUCUGGGCCCCAGAGCCAAGCCUCCUACUACUAUCACCACCACCCUGGGUUUCUUGACUCACUCUUCGAGAACAUGGGUACUUCCUCUUUUCCAAGUAGGGCCCCACCAGGGCUCAUUUAGACUGCUACCUUUGCUGCUGAUUUGCUGUGUGACUACAGCCCACUGCUGAACCCCUCUGUCCCUGAGGAACCAGGGAACACUCCCUCCACGCAGGACAUACCUAGUUCCCUGGCAGGCAAGGAGUUCCAACUGAAGCCGUGUACAAGUGGUGGGGAGAGGUAGGAGGCUGGCAGCCAGCACCUCUGGGCCUAGGAAGUGUGUGGUUCCCUCCUCCCCUGUCUGGGAGGAUGGAGGGGAGGAAUUGAGGCCUUAGCUUGCCCCCUGUCAUUCUUCCCCCUUGUAGAUACUGCCUUAACACUCCCUCAACCCUCAGCUCUGGCUGCCACCCAGCCAGGUUUCUCCGUGCUCACUAAUUUAUUUCCAGGAAGGUGUGUGGAAGACAUGAGCCGUGUAUAAUAUUUUUUUUAACAUUUCCAUCGCAGUAUUGACCAUCAUCCUUGAUUGUGUAUCGUGUAACACAAAUAAUGAUAUUAAAGGCAUCAAACAAGUCA
Molecule: messenger RNA, 4113 nt
Organism: Myotis myotis
Lineage: Eukaryota; Metazoa; Chordata; Mammalia; Chiroptera; Vespertilionidae
Gene: FAM219A
Product: family with sequence similarity 219 member A
Exons: 6
Coding region: 851-1396 (181 amino acids)
Source: RefSeq, a predicted model, not a curated record